GAAGCGUGUAAAAAGGGCCUAGCGAUAGAAGAGUCGGGAGAGUCCCGGAGGUGGCGACACGGCAAGGUCACACGUAGCUGAUCAGGGCUGUAUACCUCACUCCGGAAUAGAUAAGUCAUAUCACAUCCCUGUAUAAGACACGGGACGGGACCAGUAUGUCUACAGUCGAGGCGUGGGGUGAAGCGGGUCUCAAGUAUGACAUUCACGAGGAAACUCUGGAUUAUUUCCGAAUCCUGGAGGGUCGGAAGGACCGGCCAAUUAUCGAGCUGACACCCCCCGAUGCUCGGGAGGCGGGACUGAUAACAGCCAAGUUGUUCGGGGGUGAAGUUGAGUUUGACGGUCAGAUCAAAGAGUUUAGGGUUCCGUCACCUGCGGAUCAAGACAGCAUACCAGUGAGCGUCUACAGGACAACGAAAUGUCCCCCAGAAGCCCCCGUUGUCAUCUACUUUCAUGGUGGGGGCUUCGUCGUCGGAUCACGGGCAACAGUGGACAGUAUAUGCAGAUCCCUCGCCAGGGAUACUCCUUGCACGGUGGUGAGUGUGGAGUACAGACUUGCACCAGAGAACAAACUGCCGGCGUGCCUGGACGACGCCGUGUGUGUGACGCGAUGGGUGAAAAUGAACAGAGCACUGAUAGGUGCAAACAACAUCAGCGCUCUUGGCACAGCCGGGGACAGUGUAGGUGGUCACAUCGCCUCCACCGUGUGCCAUGAGGUUCCGGACGUAGACUUUCAGGUGCUGGUGUACCCGAUGGUGGACCUUGAGAAUACAUAUCCUUCCGUGGAAGAGUUCGCCAACACGCCAGGACUAAACAAGAAAACCCUGGAGUGGUUUGAGAACCACGCCCUCACAUCGCCAGCUCAGCUGUCUAACCCGCGUGUAACUCCACUGUUGAGGAAGCAGUUCUCUGGACUUCCCCCUGCCUUGGUGCUCCUCGCUGAACUAGAUCCACUGAGAGACUGCGGAUACGCUUACCGUGACCGAAUAUCUGAGGCUGGAGUGCAGACAAAGCUGGUGUUGGUAAAGGGAGCGCCACAUGCAUUCUUCAGGAUGCCAGGUCACUUCAAACUGCUUUGUGCCUCAGCAUAUGCAGCAGUGUCGGAAUUCAUCAGGAAACACGGCAGCAACAAGGACGCGCCCGCGGACGACUAGCACCACGUGACCAUGCUACGUCAUAUCCGCCCUGUAUUGGCCUAUGUCCACUCCCAGACACCCGACUGCCUUGUGCACAGAAUGUUCCAAUGUCUCAAUACUCAAGCUUUACUUGUAAUGGGCAGAUUUUUAUACUUCAUUUCAAUUGUGUUUUUGGAGUUUAUUUUAAUUGUUAUGAAAUAUUCUAAUAAAGGAUUUUGAAAAACAAAA
Molecule: messenger RNA, 1361 nt
Organism: Haliotis rufescens (red abalone)
Lineage: Eukaryota; Metazoa; Mollusca; Gastropoda; Lepetellida; Haliotidae
Product: esterase LipI-like
Exons: 8
Coding region: 156-1151 (331 amino acids)
Molecular function (GO): short-chain carboxylesterase activity
Source: RefSeq, a predicted model, not a curated record